Rhododendron vialii is the source of this 1433-nucleotide messenger RNA. RefSeq lists its product as uncharacterized. Gene Ontology annotation, cellular component: nucleus. Lineage: Eukaryota; Viridiplantae; Streptophyta; Magnoliopsida; Ericales; Ericaceae. The record is from RefSeq and is a predicted model, not a curated record. The transcript is spliced from 5 exons. Bases 120 to 1118 code for a protein of 332 amino acids.
GGCUGAGGAGAGAGCGAAACCUGGGAUCCCGCGAAACAAAGGAGAGAGAGAGAGAGAGGGAGGGAGGAGAGAGAGAGAUCUGGCGAGUUGGUUAAUUUCCGUUAAGUGGUAGAUGAACAAUGAGUGAGAGAGGGGCAGCAACAACAAUGGUGUCCGACCAGGCCAUAGCCGAGUCCUUAGAGUCUCUCCUCCGCGAAACAAACCCUAGAACCACCCUAACCUCAUUCAACAGCGUCGUCCAGCACCUCGAGUCCAAGCUAGGCUUAGAUCUCACCCACAAGCUCGACUUCAUCCGCAACCACAUCCACCUCCUCUUCAACCCCAACCCCAACCCCAACCCCAACCCUCCUCCGUCGCACCACCACCACCACCACCACCAAAACCCUAAUUUCCACGCCGCUUCGUCCCAAAACCCUAAUUUCCAUGGUGGGUUCCGGCCGCCGCAACCGCAACCGCCGCUACCGGAGGCGAAGCCGGAACCCAAUUUCCACGGCGAGCUAGGUUUCCGACCGCCGCUCGUGGUGGCAAAGACAGAACCCUGUGUUUCUGACGUCACUACCUCGGGUUCUGCUACCACCGCUGCCGACCCGGCUGAAAGCCCCAAAGAGAGUUCUCAAACUGGGAGAAAGAGAAGAGGUGGCCCAGGGGGGCUAAACAAAGUUUGCGGGGUUACCCCUGAACUUCAGGCCAUUGUCGGGCAUCCAGAACUGCCUAGGACUGAGAUUGUUAAGCAGUUGUGGGCUUACAUAAGGAAACACAAUCUUCAAGAUCCAGGCAACAAAAGGAAGAUAAUUUGCAACGACGAGCUGCGUUUGGUCUUUGAGACAGAUUGCACGGACAUGUUCAAGAUGAAUAAGUUGCUAUCUAAACAUAUUAUUCCCCUUGAGCCUACAAAACCGCCUAAGAAACCAAAAAUGGUAGUGGAACCAGGGACAAAAAGUUCCGAAUCUGGUGGUCCUGUUGUGAUGAUAUCUGAAGCACUUGCAAACUUUUUUGGUAUUGCUGGAAGGGAAAUGUUGCAUUCUGAGGUUUUAAGACGUGUUUGGGAGUACGUAACAGUCAAUCACCUCGAGGUUCAUGUUAGUCUAACCUGCUGCGUUCGAAGUCUGCUGACAUAGUGACAAAUACUUGUCGCUACCUCAAAAGGUUUAUUUGGCUCUGCUUUGGUUGUUUGUAUGUAAUGUUCUUCUGUUAGCUGGGUAAGUUGUGAGUACAAUGGGCUUAUGGUGAAUUAUGUAUGUGUCACCACUGUCCUAUGGUUGUGAUUUUCUUAUUGACAUAAUUAGGCUUACGUCUUCUGUUGGAAUCUCUCUAACAUGUGUAAAUUGCCGGCAAUAGGAAAACAGGAAUUAGUGUGAAGGAUGACAUGAACCCUUUUCUGCUAUCUUGUAAGACACUAUUAGCUUUAAGAUCUUCAGCUUCUUAGUUGUUCA